Messenger RNA from Heteronotia binoei (common prickly gecko), 1773 nucleotides. RefSeq names its product 1-acylglycerol-3-phosphate O-acyltransferase 1 (gene AGPAT1). Lineage: Eukaryota; Metazoa; Chordata; Lepidosauria; Squamata; Gekkonidae. Gene Ontology annotation, biological process: phosphatidic acid biosynthetic process. The record is from RefSeq and is a predicted model, not a curated record. Gene Ontology annotation, cellular component: endoplasmic reticulum; membrane. Gene Ontology annotation, molecular function: 1-acylglycerol-3-phosphate O-acyltransferase activity. The transcript is spliced from 7 exons. The coding region runs from base 132 to 938 and encodes 268 amino acids.
GCGGCGGCGGCGGCGGCGCCUGCACCAUCAUGGCCUGGCCCUGGAGGCGUGGGGGGUAGCCGGGCAGGGGCCUCCCGCUGCCCCUCCCCAGCCCUGCCCCACCGGGAGGGGAGGCCGCGCAGCCAGGGACGAUGGAGAUCUCUCUGGGCCAGUGGCUCCUUAUCCUCUUCCUGGUGGUGGUCCCGCUUCUGUACGAAUGGAGCGCCACCUUCAAGUACUUCUGCAAGAUGGGCUUCUACAACGGCUACAUCCUCUUCCUGGCCAUCCUCGUCAUCCCGGUCUGUGCGCUUCGCGGGCGCAACGUGGAAAACAUGAAGAUAAUCCGAUCCAUGCUGCUGCAUGUGAAAUACCUGUACGGGAUCAAGAUUGAGGUGCGGGGGACAGAGAACUUCAAUAUCAAGGAGCCUUACGUGGUGGUCUCCAACCACCAGAGCUCGCUGGAUUUGCUAGGGAUGAUGGAAGUGCUUCCGGACCGGUGCGUGCCAAUUGCCAAGAAGGAGCUGAUGUACAUGGGCACGGUGGGCUUGGCGUGCUGGCUGGGCGGCAUCAUCUUCAUCAACCGCAAGAAGACGGACGACGCCAUCAGUGUCAUGUCUGAGGCUGCUCACACGAUGCUGCGCGAGGAUGUUCGGGUCUGGGUCUUCCCGGAAGGCACCAGGAACCACAACGGCUCCAUGCUGCCCUUCAAGCGGGGUGCCUUCCACUUGGCUGUGCAAGCCCAGGUCCCUGUCAUCCCAAUUGUGAUGUCAUCCUACCGGGAUUUCUACAGCAAGAAGGAAAGGCGCUUCGCUACAGGGCGCUGCACAGUCCAGGUCUUGCCUCCCAUGGCCACGCGGGGGCUGAAUGCCGACGAUGUGCCAGCCCUGACGGACCGCAUGCGCCAAGCCAUGCUUGUUGCCUUUGAGGGGCUCUCAGGGGAGCUGGGUGCCCCACAGUGACCCCCUUCUCCCCCCCACUCUCCAGCCCUUGGGAGCUCCAGGGUAGGGACUGGGAGCUGCUUAUGCCUGUGAAGAGCCGUGGAGACGGAGCCAGAACAGAAGAGGGCGGAGCUUAUUCCCAUCAACUGGACCGGGAGUGUCAAAGCUGUGCUACCACCAAGCGUGGAGGGGAUGGAUUGGUGGCGGUGUCUUGCAUGAGGGGUGGGGCUUAACUUGGCCACACCCACAAGGAGCUGCCUAGGGAGAGUUGAUCCCAGCCAUGCCUGUUUCCACCUUCAGUUCUGAAUCGAAAUCCUAGCCCAUUCUUCUCCCCCAUCCCUUUGCCCCUCCUGCACCCCAGGGGUACGUGGCACAGUCCCUCCCUCCACUCCUUGUUUUGUUGCUGUGAACCGUUCCACUUGAACUUCUUGGGCUCAACCACUCCAAUCCCCAUGUUGGGGGGGGGGACUCUUCCAUGUCCUGGAUCAGAGACGCUAUACAAACUGACCCCCCCUCCAAAUUCAAAUGGGGAGAAGCAGAGGGGGAGAUGGAUCCGAGGAGCGUGGGGUCUGGAAGAGGAAGAGUGCUGCUCUGGACGUACAACGGAUUGAUGACCCAGGACUCAUCCAUCCCAGCUUUUUUCGUGAAGGGCGUUUGAGGAAGUAGCCUCACCGACCUCAGUCCACUCCACCCCCUCCCCGAGGGACCCGUCCCUGACUCCGCACGAGAAGGAAGGAAGGAAGCAAGCCCCGGACUUGAACUGCCCUCGUCUCCAGCAAGGGCAGGUCGGAGGGGCUUUUUUGCCUGAAGUGGACCUCCUAGGACCGAACAGAGGCUCUAAUAAAAAGAGAAAAUC